Messenger RNA from Striga hermonthica, 522 nucleotides. The record is from the annotation of a GenBank genome assembly. Lineage: Eukaryota; Viridiplantae; Streptophyta; Magnoliopsida; Lamiales; Orobanchaceae.
AUGUUCCGGCGCAAUCCCGACCCGAGAAACUCCGUCCCCGCUGCAUUAAUCGAAUUGUCGAGCUCCGACUCUGACUCUUCAUCUUCCGACGAUGAUGGUGGGAGUAGUAAUGCAAAGAAGAGCAAGGAGACUGCGGAAGACUAUAUGUUGCCUGUGGGAUUUCAAGUUUGCCACUCGUUGGGUGGUGGCACAGGAUGUGGCAUGGGAACACUGCUGAUAUCCAAGAUAAGAGAAGAAUACCCUGAUCGAACGAUGCUGACUUUCUCCGUAUGCCCUUCACCCAAGGUCUCUGAUACUGUGGUGGAGCCCUACAAUGCAACCCUCUCUGUGCAUCAGCUUGUUGAGAAUGCCGAUGAGUGCAUGGUCCUCGACAAUGAGGCUCUUUAUGAUAUCUGUUUCCGAACUCUAAAGCUCACUACCCCUAGUUUUGGAGACUUGAACCACUUAAUAUCAGCAACAAUGAGUGGCGUGACCUGCUGCCUCCGUUUUCCGGCCAGCUCAACUCCGACCUCUGGAAGCUAG